Molecule: messenger RNA, 717 nt
Organism: Adineta steineri
Lineage: Eukaryota; Metazoa; Rotifera; Eurotatoria; Adinetida; Adinetidae
Source: the annotation of a GenBank genome assembly
AUGGAGAGAAUAUCAAAUAGAACUAAUAAUGAAAAUAGCGAUCGUUCGGAAUUACCACCACCUCCACCAUAUACAAGUGUUAUUUAUAAAACAGACAAUCAUAAUUUUGAUUCAAACUUACCACCCAAUUAUUCAGAUGCCAUUGGUCAAUCAGUUGUCUAUAUUAAUAACUAUCCAGGCCCACCAAUAACAGAUGGUUAUGUACAAACUACUCAAGACAAUAUAUCGACACAUCAAGAGAACUUCAUGUCAAAAACAACUCGUAUUUAUUUAAUUGUAAAUGCACUUAUAAUGAUAUUAUUUGGUCUUAUUUGUGUUGGUAUACAAAUAGGUAUAUUAACAUCACAUUCAAUUAUCUAUUAUUAUUAUGGAUUUUGGGGUGGUGGAUUUCUUGUUGGUAUCGGUAUAACUAUUCUUAUAUUGUUUAAACGUCGUAAUCAAAUAGAUUAUACAAAUAUUUUUUAUUCAUUUUUUUGGCAUACGAUAUUUGUAGGCAUUGUAUUUGCUGUUGGCCUGGUUAUUGUAUUUACUGAUAAAUGUGAUGAUAACGCAACAGAAAAUGUUGGUAAUAGUCAAAUGUGUAGACACUCAUAUAAAUUACUGAAUGGAAUUUUACUUGGGAGUUUUGCGUUGGCUCUUGUACAAUCAAUUACUAAUACAUUUGUUUUUGGGUGUCUCAAAAGGCGACAUUCGAUAAUUCCAAACUCAAUAUCUUAA